This is a messenger RNA of Marchantia polymorpha subsp. ruderalis, 1756 nucleotides long. The record is from the annotation of a GenBank genome assembly. Lineage: Eukaryota; Viridiplantae; Streptophyta; Marchantiopsida; Marchantiales; Marchantiaceae.
UAGCCGCGGGGUUUGGCUCCAGAAUUGCUCAGAAGGGUUGGAGUUUCGCUCCAGGCCGCUCCCGAUUUGCUGCCCCGAGAGCUGCGGAAGAAAUUCUCAGAAUUGAGUCGUAGAGUGCAGAUUGCAGACUGCACAUUGCAAUUAGUGCUGGGAAAUUGGGAAAUUGGUCCCGUCGUUCCAGUUCAUAGGGUUUUAGAGAGAAGCCCGGUCACCAUUUGGUUAAGAUUUGCAGAUUCACUGCCGUCGGUGGGGGAGGGAAUUUUUGCACGGGACGUGACGAGGAGUGCAAAUUGGAAAGACUGGCGGGUCUCCGGAUUGUAGAGUGCUCAGUUUUCAGCACAAAUGGACUCGUCAGAAGAUCUGGCGAUCGAAAGUACUUCGAACCAUGAAGCUUAUGCGAUGCAGCCCGCUGACCUCUACGCUAUGGAUCUUGGCAACUUGAUGGUCUUCGAUCCGCGAGCUUCUUUUUCCUCACCGGCUGAAUGCCUUGAGAAAGCGAGAGAGUUGAUCCAGGCCCUCAGUGAUAAGUUGUACGAGCUUCCAGCGACCGUUGACAAAGUCGGACGCCUCGUGACUUUGCCUCCUCCAACAACGCGUCUUCCUCGGGAGAAGCCGCUACCCAAGCCAAGGCCUCCGACAAAAUGGGAGCAGUUCGCACAGAAGAAAGGGAUUAAGAAGAGGAAACGAAGCAAGUUGGAGUACGAUGAUCAAACUGAUGAGUGGAGAAGAAGACAUGGGUACAAACGUGUUAACGACGAGAAUCAAAUACCUUGGAUAGAGGCUAGGGAUACCGACGAGCCUGGAGUGGAUCCAUUCGAAAAACUGAAAUCUGACAAGAAGGAGCGCGUUGCCAAGCAGGAAAAGAAUCAACUGAGUAACCUUAAAGCCGCAGCAAAGAAAGGUGGCAAAGGUGCUCUUCCAAGUACGUUGCAGUUGGCAGCUACCUCACUCCCUAUUACAGGCAGCAAAACUCCUACCAAGCGUAUGAAUAAGGACGAAAUUGGAUUUGCAGCUGGUCUUGCCAGCACUGCCACCGCCAGUGGUGGCAAGUUUGACAAAAAGCUACCGGGGGAGAAAGCUCCAAAGCAGACUGGGAAACAUCGGAAGUUCUUACCAGUUGUUGGUAGCAAAGGCCAAUCGAGUAAAGAAAAAGAACAACUCGGCAAUGUGUUGUCCAAAGUAUUGGCGAAAUACAAUCACGACAUACUAGAUGUCGGCAAGGCUGUCAGCAAGUACAACGUGGAAGAAGAGGGUAAGCGUGCGCAGGAGAAUAAGAAGGCUGGAGGCAAAGGGCUGCGGAAGUUUUCCGGCAAGGAUCGAUCUGCGAAGAAGGGAGGAUUGUUCAACAAAAAGUCAGGUGGAUCUAGAGCUGGUGGUGGUUCAGGUGGCAAAUCAGGUGGUAGCAAGAAACCUUUAGGAACUAAGAGUGCUGGGUCAUUUAAAGGCAAGGCAGGUGGAGGUUCUGCUAAAAGGAAGUGAAUGUAGGGCUGUUUCUUCUCCCUAUUUGUAGCUUUCUAAUUUGAGUAAUCAAUUUUUGAUCCCAUUAGAGUUUUGUACCAUAAAUAAAACGACAAAAGUUUAAUAUUUUACUGGUCAUCCUGCCAUGUUGAAGAGUAUUUAAUCCGCUUGGUGAUGUGCAAUUUUGCCCCGCCGUUCUUUUCAUCUGGUUGUGGUCCAUGCUUGAGUGUUGAAUGAAUCAUCAUCUUUCACUUAAAGAGCAAUUUUGUCAUGUAAAUCAGCUGAAACAAGUGGAUGG